AUGACUCAUAGGAAAAAGCCAGCAAAGCACCUCAUCGGUCGCCUGCACACAAAUUGUAGGCCAAUUUUUCAGUUUCUUUAUCUGGUGGAGCUGAUACUACAGACUACGACCAUAUCUAGCAUGUUAGCCAGAAGUACUAGGAUAUGGCAGAUGGCCAGCAUGAGGAGGCUCCAUGCGAGUUCGCUUGCGAUGGAAGCCGUUAUUGUUUCGGGCACAAAAUUAGCUCGCACAAUUAAGCUGCAAGUGGCCCAAAAGGUGAUUGAACUCAAUCGUGAAAGCGGUCUCACUGACUUACCUAUCGCCAACAACGAAGUUUCCUUCGAGCAGCUCCGCUUCAAGCCCCAGUUGACCAUCAUCCAGGUGGGCGACCGCCCGGAUUCUUCGGCAUACGUUCGUUCUAAGCUUAAAGCGGCCCGUUCGGCUAACAUUGAAUCGCGCUUGUUGAAGUUCGGGUCGGACAUGUCUGAAGAGGCGUUACUCGAGGAGGUGGACCGUCUCAACAAAGACCCCAAAGUGCACGGUCUUUUGAUCCAGCUCCCGUUGCCUAAACACAUUGACGAGACACGUGUGACAAAUGCUGUGGCUACAGAAAAGGAUGUGGACGGCUUUGACCGUUACAAUGCUGGUGAGCUUUCGAAGCGUGGUGGCCAGCCCAUGUUUAAACCAUGUACACCAAACGGUAUCCUCGAAUUGAUCCGCAACACAGGCAUUGAGAUGCGCGGCCGUCACGCCGUUGUCAUUGGACGUUCGGACAUUGUUGGUACACCCGUCGCAGCCAUGUUGCGGAAUGCUGAUUGUACUGUCACCAUCUGCCAUCGCUACACUAAGGAUUUGCCCAAGUACAUCGCGGACGCUGAUAUUGUCGUUGCUGCUGUGGGAAUUCCUGAAUUCAUUCGUGGCGAGUGGUUGAAAGAGGGCGCGGUUGUGAUCGAUGUGGGCAUCAAUUACAAGGAGGAUGCCUCAGCAAAGAAUGGCCGUAAGCUUGUGGGUGAUGUUGACUAUGAAUCAGCCGUGCACAAGGCAUCGUACAUUACACCUGUUCCUGGUGGAGUUGGCCCCAUGACUGUGGCCAUGCUCUGUUCCAACGUGUACGACGCCGCAGUGGCUCUGCAAAAACGCGCCCACUCGCACGAAUUCAAGCCAUUGCCUCUCACGCCUCAGCGCCCCGUUCCUCUGGAUAUUGCCAUUUCGCGCGCGCAGGCGCCAAAGAAAAUCUCGCGCGUGGCGCAGGAACUUGGUCUUUUGGAGCGCGAGCUCGAGCCUUAUGGUCACUUCAAGGCCAAAGUAGACCCUAAACGCGUGCAAGAGCGCCUUGCUGAAGAUGCCGAGGGUGAUGUGUCCCAGCGUGGCCACUAUGUUUUGGUUGCAGGCAUCACGCCUACCCCAUUGGGAGAAGGUAAGUCUACCACUACUAUCGGUUUGACCCAGGCUCUUGGUGCCCAUUUGGGCCACAACUCCAUUGCCAACGUUCGUCAACCGUCUAUGGGCCCAACUUUUGGCGUGAAGGGAGGUGCGGCCGGUGGUGGUUAUGCCCAAGUUAUUCCUAUGGAUGAAUUCAAUAUGCAUUUGACCGGAGACAUUCACGCCAUUUCUGCUGCUCAGAACUUAUUAUGUGCUGCAGUUGACACACGUAUGUUCCAUGAACACACAUCCAAAACAAUCAAGGGUUUCUACAAACGGUUGGUUCCAUCUAAGAACGGCGUUCGCCAAUUCACUCGCCAAAUGACUGCACGCUUGCGUCGCUUGGGUAUUGAUAAGUCUGACCCAGACAGUCUUACUGACGAAGAAAUUGAGCGUUUUGCCAAACUCGACAUCGAUCCCGAUUCGGUGACCAUCAAGCGUGUUGUUGAUUGCAACGAUCGCUUUGUUCGUGAAAUCACCAUUGGCCAGGGCAAGAAUGAGGCUAGCAAGUAUCCACCUCGUCAGACCGGAUUUGACAUUACUGUUGCAUCUGAAAUCAUGGCUAUUUUGGCUUUGUCAACCUCACUCUCAGACUUGCGUGAGCGCGUCGGACGCAUUGUGGUUGGAACGCAGCGUCAUACUGGUGCUGCCAUCACCGCCGAAGACAUUGGCUGCGCUGGCGCCAUUACUGCGUUAUUGAAAGAUGCCGUGAAACCAACUUUGAUGCAAACUUUGGAAGGUACGCCAGUUUUUGUUCAUGCUGGUCCAUUUGCUAACAUUUCUAUUGGCGCAUCGUCGGUCAUUGCCGAUCGUUUGGCGUUGCAGUUGACAUCACCAGCUAACCCUACUAACAACGGUCGCAAGGGUUUCGUUGUGACUGAGGCUGGGUUUGAUUUCACCAUGGGUGGUGAGCGUUUCUUUAACAUCAAGUGUCGUGCCCUGGGUGUCUCUCCAGAUGCUGUUGUGCUUGUGGCCACUUCACGUGCCCUCAAGUUGCACGGUGGUGCACCUGAUGUUAAACCAGGACAGGAAUUGCCAAGUGAGUACACCUCCGAGAAUUUGGACUAUUUACGUCGUGGAUGUGCCAACUUGGCCAAGCAAAUUGCCAACAUUAAGCAGUACAACGUACCUGUUGUGGUCGCAAUCAACGAGUUUGAGACCGAUACGAAGGCUGAACUUCGCUUGAUCGAAGAAGAGGCUCUUGCUGCAGGCGCUGAUUAUGCUGUUCCAUCGAAUCACUGGGCACAAGGUGGUAGCGGAGCCUUGCGUUUGGCAGAAGCUGUUACUCAGGCUGUUGCCAGAGAAGAAGACGAUGAGCCAGUGAAGCAAACGUUUUUGUACUCGGUGGAGGAGUCUGUCGAGGCCAAGUUAUUGGCCAUUGCACAGAAAAUGUACGGUGCAGCCGCCAUUGAAUUGUCGCCUUUGGCCAAGGAACAGAUUGCCACUUACACACAACAGGGAUUUGACAAGUUGCCCAUUUGCAUUGCAAAGACCCAGUACUCAUUGUCGCACGAUCCAGCGUUGAAGGGUGUUCCAACUGGUUUCACUGUGCCUAUUCGUGAGGUUCGUUGCAGUGCUGGUGCAGGGUACUUGUAUGCGUUGGCGGCAGAAAUCAUGACGAUUCCGGGAUUGCCUACCCAUGCUGGAUACAUGAAUGUGGAGGUGAAUGACGAUGGUGAGAUAGAAGGCUUGUUUUAA
Messenger RNA from Clavispora lusitaniae ATCC 42720, 3099 nucleotides. RefSeq names its product Mis12p (gene MIS12). Gene Ontology annotation, molecular function: methylenetetrahydrofolate dehydrogenase (NADP+) activity; formate-tetrahydrofolate ligase activity; methenyltetrahydrofolate cyclohydrolase activity. Gene Ontology annotation, biological process: tetrahydrofolate interconversion. The record is from RefSeq and is a predicted model, not a curated record. Gene Ontology annotation, cellular component: cytosol. Lineage: Eukaryota; Fungi; Ascomycota; Pichiomycetes; Serinales; Metschnikowiaceae.